AUGACCAACGCUGGCGAGCAGACCACUCCGCCUGCUCAGGCUGAAGGCGAGCCGAUCAGCUAUCACGACGUCUUUGGUAAGAAGCCGCCCCCGCGCGAGCUGUUCGAGUCGGUCGUGGGCUCGCUGGAGGACUUCAAGGCGCAGCCCAUCAGUGUUCCCGCCCCUCCGCCACCUGGCGAGGUCCCGUACACGGACGCGAACGUGCGCAACGGUUUGAACGGGUGGCAGGACCAGGUCAACAAGCACGCAAGAGACAGUCACGGCCAGCCCUUCAUCGAUUCGACUAUCAAUCACUCGCUCGAGGCGCAGGCCAAGGUGGACGAGGAGCGCAAGAAGCGAUACCGCGGUCGUCACACUGAGCGUGUGCAGGUCCCUGCUGCCGAUGCGUUCAAGAUCGGCGAUCCAAACAGUGGCUGGGUAGAGCCGCUGACGUGCAUUCGCGACUUCGACGAGUGA
Molecule: messenger RNA, 456 nt
Organism: Trichosporon asahii var. asahii CBS 2479
Lineage: Eukaryota; Fungi; Basidiomycota; Tremellomycetes; Trichosporonales; Trichosporonaceae
Exons: 1
Coding region: 1-456 (151 amino acids)
Source: RefSeq, a predicted model, not a curated record